UUUGCCUUUUAAGUAUUAUAUAAAACUAAUUAUUAUUAAGUUCAUACAAAAUAUUAAGUACGUAAAAUAAUUACGAAUGAUUUAGUAUAAUACUGUGGAGCGGUUCCAUAUUUAUUUUGUGUGGUUGCUUGGGAGCAGCUUAGGCAUUUGUUUUUCAAAUAAAAUUCUAUACUAAAAUUCCUAUCGAAAUGAAUAACAUUUUCAAUAACACUGAACAUAAAACAGUACAAAAUAAAAAUGUCCCAAUAAAUCCAGAACUUAGAGCGCGGAAACGUGAAGAAUUUAUAAAAGAAAAACGAAGUCAACUUUUACGAGAAAAUAAUGAAGACUUACGGCAGCUGGAACGUUCACUACGUAAUGCCUACAUUUACAAAGAGUUGGAUUUACAAAAGGCUGAGCUGGAACGUAAGAGGGAAACGGAAAAAAUUUCUAAGCUUGAAGAACAAGUACGUAUAAGUAAAGAGCUGGAAGAAUUGAAAGAAAAACAAAAAGCUGAAGAGGAAAAGAUACGCUUACAAAAGGUGCAAUUUCGGGACAUGUUGCAACAACAAAUUGCAGAAAUAAAUAAACGCCGAUUGGACAAAUAUGAAGUGGCAGUGUGUGAACACGUUGAGAUGCAAAAACUCAUUAAAAAUCUGGAAGACGAACUCUAUGCUGAAUCCUUAGCUCUAAUGCAACAACGCGAACAUGCCAAACAGGAAAUGGAACUUUGGAAACAGAAAAAAGAGCAUUUACAAGCUUUAGAAAAUAUGAGAGAUAAAUUAGAAAAUGAAAAUAUAAUAAGAAUACAAGAACAACGUGAUGCUGAGCAACGACGACUUAGAAGUAUUAGGCAGCAUGCAAUGGAGGAAAAACGGUUAUUAGCGGACACAAUUGGUCAGCAAUUGCAUCGUGCAGAGACUGAGAAACAGCGCAGGGAAAAUGUUUUACAGAAUCUUUUAAUUGAAGAGUGCAAAGCUGUGGAAGACUUCCGAUAUAGACAAAAUUUAGAGAGACAAGAAAGACAACGUAUGCAAGUACGAGAAGAAAUUGAAAAACAUAGAGCUGAACUAUUACAACAGAAAUUGGAUAGUCAAAAAGCGAAAGAAGAGCAAAUCCGUAUCGAACGUUUGAAUAUGUUAGCCGAACGGGAUAAAUUAGAACAAUUAUCUGAUCAACGCAGAAGGCAAAAAAAAUUGGAACAUAAACGUGAAGUUGAGGAAAUGUUAAAAGAACUGCGGAAUAGACGAACAGAGGAACAAAUUAAACAAAUACAUGAACGUGAUCUACAACUUUUGAUAGAACGUCAGAGAUUGCAAGAAAUUGAAGAUGAACGUCAAAAAAUAUUACGUAAACAUCCAAAGGAGAUUAUAAAACUCUUACCACCAAAUAUUUUAGGUGAAAAAGAUAAAAGCUUUUUGAAAGAUACUAACUAA
This is a messenger RNA of Teleopsis dalmanni, 1415 nucleotides long. Its product is annotated as meiosis-specific nuclear structural protein 1-like. NCBI's taxonomy places the organism in Eukaryota, Metazoa, Arthropoda, Insecta, Diptera, Diopsidae. The transcript is spliced from 3 exons. Gene Ontology annotation, cellular component: motile cilium. The record is from RefSeq and is a predicted model, not a curated record. Bases 189 to 1415 code for a protein of 408 amino acids. Gene Ontology annotation, biological process: cilium organization.